UAGGUCCUGCCGGGUCGUUGGCUGAACUGAGCAGGGUUGGUUCAGAGGCAGCAGUUACAGCAUGUUGUAACACAGACGGAUCUGUCAGGCGCAGCUUGCGCAAGAUUUACCAGCGCAUUCAGCCACUACUCUGUAAAAUAGCUACUUUUUGCGAAGUUUCUCGGCGUUUAUACAGAAAUGUUGGAUAUAUGCUGGCUGUGUGUGAUUCUCGUUGGGAGCGCAGUUUAUUUACUAACGCAGUUUAUACGCUUCAUCUUCGCAGACGCUGAUCUGACUUUAUUAUGGGCGGCGAGGUUCGGCAACAGCCCAGAGUCAAAAUUGAGAGGCAAAGUGGUGUGGAUUACCGGAGCCUCGAGUGGCAUUGGGGAGGAGUUGUCCUAUCAGCUCGCGGCCCUCGGUGCUCGGCUUGUGCUGUCUGCCCGCAGGGAGAAUGAGCUGGAGAGGGUAAAGCGCACAUGUUUAGGGCGCUUCUCUCUAAAGGAUGAGGAUAUUCUUGUCCUUCCACUUGAUUUGUUGGACCGUGGAUCACAUCAAGAAAAAACUGCUGCAGCUCUGAAGCACUUUGGUGAUAUAGAUGUGUUGAUAAACAACGGAGGCCGGACGCAGCGUUCGCUGUGCACAGAGGCUGAUGUUGAUGUGUACCAGGCACUUAUGGAGCUCAACUACCUUGGCACCGUAUCCAUCACUAAGCAGGUGCUGCCCCACAUGAUCCGCCGUGGUAGUGGUAUCAUAGCCACCAUCAGCAGCGUUUCAGGCUUUGUAGGGGUGCCCCUGGCAACGGGCUAUGCUGCGAGCAAGCAUGCGGUGCAGGGUUUCUUUAACUCUCUGAGGACAGAACUCACUGAUUAUCCGAACAUCACCAUCAGUACCAUUUGUCCCGGACCUGUAAUAUCAAGCAUCGUUCAGAAUGCGUUCACCGAGGAGCUCAGCAAACCUGUGGCCACAGCUGGUGAUCAGACACAUAAGAUGUCUACAGAGCGCUGUGUUCAACUCACCCUGGUAGGUCUGGCCAACCGUGUGAAAGAGAUGUGGAUCGCCGAGCAGCCCUUUCUACUCUUCUGCUAUUUGUGGCAGUACAGUCCCACUCUGGCCUGGUACUUGACUAACAUUCUGGGUAAAAAACGUGUGCAGAACUUCAAAGCUGGACUGGAUGCAGACUCUGCAUAUUUCAGCAAGCCUAAGGUCAAGACAACUUGAAAAUCUAAUUUCAGGAAACACUGAUUUGUGAAUUCCUUACCAGAAGGACCCAGGAAAGUCACCCAGACAUUUCACUGUCAUUAAAUAAAUAUGAAAACACCUUAUAUUUUGCUUGCUGUAUCAAUAGCAAGAAGACAAAUGGUACAUUCUUAAAAAUGCAUGGGCAGAUGAUUUGUUUUCUUUGUGUUUUCUGUAUUAAAAUGUUGUACAUCAGUUAUAAAUAGAAUGUAAUAUUCUAACAUUUUAAGUUUGUGUG
Molecule: messenger RNA, 1453 nt
Organism: Sinocyclocheilus grahami
Lineage: Eukaryota; Metazoa; Chordata; Actinopteri; Cypriniformes; Cyprinidae
Product: dehydrogenase/reductase SDR family member 7-like
Exons: 7
Coding region: 178-1197 (339 amino acids)
Molecular function (GO): oxidoreductase activity
Source: RefSeq, a predicted model, not a curated record